Molecule: messenger RNA, 807 nt
Organism: Schizophyllum commune H4-8
Lineage: Eukaryota; Fungi; Basidiomycota; Agaricomycetes; Agaricales; Schizophyllaceae
Exons: 3
Coding region: 1-807 (268 amino acids)
Source: RefSeq, a predicted model, not a curated record
AUGAUCAUCGACUGCGAGAAAUACCCUCCAACUCUGACAGGCGAACAGCUUUUAUCCAGACAACUCCAGGAUGAAGCCCAGGAACAGCCUUUCGAGACGCCCACGGCAGACAAACCCAGACAGUUGAGCGAUACAGGCGAAUACAUGUCUCCCAAACCAGAGAACUACAUCUUCGUCUCGCGCACGGAGAGCGAAGGUCAUAUCAAUGCCACCUGCCUUCUCGACCCUCGCCUACCCGACACCACAGCACCCAUGAAGGUCAUUGUCACGCCAGACAUGUCCUAUGACAGCGCCACCGUCGACAGAAGCGCCGGCGAGCACCUCGAGCUCGUCACCGCCGCCGCCCCAAUUCACUGUGACCUCACCAUCAUCCCCCACGACCCGCGCUCCCUCGACCUCGGACGGCGCAAGAUCACCAUCCUCCUCCAAACCACAGGCAAGCUCUGCAAACUCCGAGUCAAAGCCCCCGCCCUCGAGCACCGCGCGCCCCUCAGCAUCUUCCUCCACACCUCCAACGCCACCGCCUCGCUCUACAUCCCGCGCUCCUUCAGCGGCAUCCUCAGCGUCAACGCGUCCUGUGCGUGCAUCCGGAUGUCCAAGGCGCUCUCCCGCAGCGCGCAGCCCUUCGGCUUCGCCGCCGGUGCCACGCGCUACUUCGUGGGCGAUCCCUCGGCGUGCAGGCUCGAGGACAUGCAGCGGGGGUGCAAUGGGGACGAGGCGCAUAUUUCGACGCCGAAUGGGGUGGUGUGGAUUCGGUAUGAGGAUGAGCAACCGUCGGUGCUGGCGAGGAUGCUGGCUCUGUCGUGA